AUGGUUGUUCGUCCUCCAUUCCUACCUUCUGAUCAACCAGACACCAUGCCAGGAUCAUCCUCACAAACUGAUUCGCAAUCGAACCAUUCGGUAAAAAGAAGGAAAUCUAUCUUCAGUAGAAAGACUGAAAAGUCUAAAGCUAUUUCAGAAUCCGGCUCAGCUUCUCAUCAUAGUGGAUCUGACGCCGGUUCAGGAUCUCAGCAUAGUCGAUCUGAAGGUUCUGGAAGUCAACUUGGUACGAUCCAAGAUGAUCUCACAUACACAGAAGCAAGUGAAGAAGGAACAAGUCCAUCAGCUCAUGCUAAUAGAUCUGAUCAAACAUACGGACAAUCUUUUACGAUCUCAUCUCGAUUUCGUCAAGUGAUUCGAAAACGUGGAUGGUUUCAAAUCUUAUCUGGAUUUAUUUUAUUAUCAAUUGUGAUUGCUGCACUUGUGGCUGCAAUCAUUAUUGGUCUUAGAAAUGCUGCAAUUCAAGAAGAAAGAAGGAAUCGAAUUAAUUCUACUCCUGUGAUUACUCCUACUGAAAAACAAUCUAUUGUGGGUACAAUCAGAGGGGAAAGAGCUCAAACUAGACAAUUUGAUUUUGUGAUUGAUGAGCGACUUGGAAAACCAGAUGGAUUUGAAAAGGACAUGCUAGUUGUAAAUGGUCAAUAUCCCGGUCCGAUCAUUGAAGUCAACCAGGAUGAUUUGGUAGUCAUACGCGUUCAAAAUAUGGCUGUCAAUACUACAUCCAUCACCUGGCAUGGUCUCUUUCAAGUUGGAACUAGUUAUUUUGAUGGUGUUAGGGGUGUAAGCGAGUGCGGUAUUCCUGCAGGAGAAUCAAUGACCUACACCUUUCGACCAGGAGAGUUUUCUGGAACAACUUAUUGGCAUGCUGGUUAUAAUGCUCAAACUAGUGAUGGGAUCUCGGGUGGGUUUAUCGUUCAUCCAAGGACAGCUAGUAACAGCAGUUAUGAUGAAGAAGUGGUGCUUCAUUUGAGUGACUUGUAUCAUGCCACUUCUACUGAUCUGUUGGAAUCAUACCUUUCUCCAUCCGGUAUAAAUGGUGAUAUCAUCAAUGAACCUGUUCCCGAUAGCGGAACCAUCAACGGGAUUGGGCAAUAUGACCAUCUACCAGAUGUUCGCCGUCCACCCCCCUCAUACUAUCGGUUAACAGUUGAAGCUAAAAAAAAAUAUCGACUGAGAUUAAUCAAUGCAGGAUCUUUUGCGCCUAUUCGCUUCAGCGUUGAUUCUCAUAACUUGACUGUCAUCGAAGCAAAUGGUGUAGAAGUUGUGCCUAUCACUUUCACUGGUGGAAUAACACUUUAUCCAGGUCAGAGAUAUAGCGUCGAACUUACAGCUGAUCAAACAUCAGCAAAAGCAUUUUGGAUGCGUGCAACAAUCGUUAAUGAUCAAUUCAGAUAUAAUUCACCAAAUUCAAGAUUCAAGAUAUUGGGAAUUGUACAAUAUGGGGAUCUACGUGCCGAGUUACCUAAAGAAGGAGAACCUUCACCAAGCUCAGCUGUUGAUUUGAAUCUUGAUCAACUUCGUCCUUUGGUACCAUUUGAUCCACCAUCACCUACCCGAACUUAUCUUUUGGAUGUUGGUUUCAAUAAAGCACAAGACGGAAGCCUUCUUGGGCUCAUCAAUUCAACUGCUUGGGAGCCAGUACACCACACCACAUCACUGUCAAAGAACUUAGGAAGCAAUCAAAUAGGUGCAUCUAUCACCGACUCACAGUUUGUCAUAUCUCAUGAUAAAGCAGAAGUAGUUGAAUUGAUAAUAGAAAACUUCAGUGGAGGUAACUUUCCCUUUACAUUACAUGGACAUCGACCCUGGGUUAUUGAAGUUGGAAAUGGAAAAUACAAUGGAAUCAAGCCAAACACAGGAAUCAAUAAUUCUACAAAUCCAAAUCCCAUGGCUCCUGUUCAAUUGUCACCAAGUGCUUCACCUCUAUUGCCAGUACUAGCUGCAAAUAAUGGAUCAUCUACAGCAGGCUCCUCCACAUCACCAACUUCUACUACUAGAGGUACUCAAGGUUCUCCAACAGUCACUUCCCCUCCGGUUCCGCCUCCAGCUGACAUGUCACAAGGAUCAUCAUCUCAAACCAAAGGCGCUUACAACACAGUGGGAUCCGUACCACAGGCUGCACGUGCCAAGAAGUAUCAACAAAAGUCUUUGCCCUCUUAUGAUAAACUCUACCGCCGUGUACGGCGCCAGACACAAUCAAGACUGAUGCACCCACGUCAAAAAUCGGAUACAUUCUUAUUACCAAAAGACGGUUGGAUCCGAGUAAGAUUCGUAGCCAACAAUCCAGGAGUUUGGUUAUUAUCAGAUCAAACUCAAUGGCAUCAAGCAGCAGGAGUAGCCAUGCAAAUCGCAUCUUUAACCUCAACACCUGUUCGAGUACCUGAUGAAGUCACCAAGUUUUGUACGGCUGCUGAUCUUGACGAUUAA
Molecule: messenger RNA, 2436 nt
Organism: Melampsora larici-populina 98AG31
Lineage: Eukaryota; Fungi; Basidiomycota; Pucciniomycetes; Pucciniales; Melampsoraceae
Product: multi-copper oxidase laccase-like protein
Exons: 13
Coding region: 1-2436 (811 amino acids)
Molecular function (GO): copper ion binding; oxidoreductase activity
Source: RefSeq, a predicted model, not a curated record